This is a messenger RNA of Ilex paraguariensis (yerba mate), 432 nucleotides long. Lineage: Eukaryota; Viridiplantae; Streptophyta; Magnoliopsida; Aquifoliales; Aquifoliaceae. The record is from the annotation of a GenBank genome assembly.
CUUACUCGCUCUCUCUAUCUGAACUGCUCUCAUCUUCUCUCUCUUCCAUUGCCGUCCAACUGAUCUGAUCCUACCACUAAUUCGCCGGAGGCCUAGGUUUUCUGGAGAAGAGGAACGAUGGAGAACGCGGACGUUUUCGGAUCGUCCACGGCGCCUCUCACGUGGCACGACUUCCUCGAGCGUAUGCGUCAACCCUCCGCUGCCGAUUUCGUCAAAGGCAUCAAAGGUUUUAUAGUGUCAUUUUUGAACAAUGCUCCGGACCCAGAAAGGGACAGUGCAGCUGUACAGGAGUUUUUAAGCAAUAUGGAAGCGGCAUUCAGGGCUCAUUCACUUUGGGCGGGUUGCUCCGAGGAGGAAUUGGACAGUGCUGGUGAAGUGAGUUUUAACCUUUUCUACUCAAUGGGUUCUUUGUUACAUGAUAUCAGAGGCUGA